Molecule: messenger RNA, 2817 nt
Organism: Penicillium vulpinum
Lineage: Eukaryota; Fungi; Ascomycota; Eurotiomycetes; Eurotiales; Aspergillaceae
Exons: 7
Coding region: 1-2817 (938 amino acids)
Biological process (GO): fungal-type cell wall organization; GPI anchor biosynthetic process
Cellular component (GO): endoplasmic reticulum
Source: RefSeq, a predicted model, not a curated record
AUGGCUCCCCGAUAUAAGGACGGAGAAGCCGUGGUUGCCAUCAACGGCAAAUGGGUCUCCUGGACUCACACGGUUUUCGCAUAUGCUGCUUUUAUAAGCGCGUUGAUUGUUGGCGUUGCUUUGCACUACCACAAGAUCGUUCAAAAUGAAUAUUACGGCUACCCCAUUGAAUGGUUCCCCUCCGUGUCUGCGACCAUCGGUGACCGAUAUCCCGAACGGUCCUUUUUCCAGGUCUUCAUUGCUAUUACCUCUGGUCCUCGUUUUGCCCUCGUGUUCCUGUGGUACAUCCUCACUUCGCGUCCGAACUCGACCUUACCAAAAGUGGUUGCCGGCGUAGGCGUCUUCCGGACAUUGACAUGCGGUGGUUGGACCUAUGUCACAUCUACCGAUGACCAUGACUGGCAUGACAUCUUCAUGAUCUCGUACCUGGUGGCCACCUUGCCGUGGACCCUGGGUUGUCUCGCGCUCAGCCCGAACAACCGCCGUGCUAUCAAGUACCGUAAAAUCAUGGCCAGCUUGUUCUUUGGAACUUUGGUCCCGUUGAUCUACUAUUUCAUUCAGCACAAGGUCCACAAAGUUCCUGGUGCCUACACUAAGUAUGCAUUCUUUGAAUGGUCCCUAAUCCUGUUCGAUGUCGGUUUCGAUGCUAUCACAGCUCUUGACUUUGAGAGCUUCGAACUGGUGGUGAGGGAUGUUAAAGGUGUUAGCAGAGGGAAGGGCAAACCUGUGGGCAACACCUUUGGCGAAGGCUUCUUUUGGACUGAGAUUAUUGAUGCUGCCUCAGAUGUCUACAAUGGGUUUAUUUUCUGGACCAUCGUGACUGCUCUGCCUGUCCUUGUCUGGUACUUCCCUCUUUGGCACAUGGGUAUCUCCGGCUAUGAAGUUGCCAUUGUUUGCUGCACAUCCCCAUUGCUCUACGUUAUCCCAUCCUUGCGAUAUGCAGCAGUGAAGAAUAUUCGCCUUCUUCACCUCAUUUCGCUCGUUGGCCUUCUUGGAUACAAGUUCCAGGAUCCCGCCAACCGUCUCUUUGUGACUGGGUUCGCUCUUUCUACUACUUGUGCAGCAUGGACCGCUAGCUUCUUUUCAGAGAGGGCCAAUUCCCCUCGUCUGGAAACCCGUAUCAUGGCUUGGGGAAUCGGUCUGAUCAUGUCCGUCGUUGCCAAGUUCGCAUGCAAGACCAACAACCCCCUUUGGCCGAUUGUUCACGCCGAGAAUGGUGGUUGGAACAAAACUGGAAUCUUCAUUGCUCUGUUCGCUGUGUUGAGAUCCCAGAGAGGCUCAAACACGAGCGGGGGUGAUUACUUACCAACAGGUGGCAAAAAGGGCUCGUCCGGUCUUGCUGCUGUCGGAUUUGGCGGUCUGAUGUUCGCCAUCGUAUCGCUUCUGACCGACUCGAGUACCAUGAUCUCGUGGGUCUGGGACGGAUACCCAGUGCGUGGACCUAUCGCAGCUCCCCACGGUGCUCUGACGAUCUUCGCAAUGGGAGCCGGCCUUGUGUAUGGCAUCUUCCAUCCUGGAAUCGCAGGAAGCUGGACUGCCUUCGGUGUCGGUUCCAUCGGUGCUGCUCUUCUUACUUGCUACCACCACUGGACUGGAUUCUACGGUGCCCUCGUUUUUGCGUUCUAUAUCAUGGCCGUUGCUCCGGUUCUGAUUGUAUCCAGCGUUCGUCACUCUCCUGCGAGCACGUUCGGCCUCGGAUUCAUCGUAUAUGUAGUCCUCUUGCUCUUCCACGUCUGGGUUGUCGCCUAUGCCUUCGUGCCCGGUGGCCCAUUCCUUCGUGAACACACUGACUGGCUCAUGACCACUACAAUGCUGUCCAUUGGUGCAGGAGUCUUCUCUGCGGCGACCUCGAACUCGACUCGCUCCCGCAAGGCUCAUAAGCCUGUCAACCCCAACAGCAAGAGACAGCGAUCGUACUAUAUCUACAUUCUUGCUGCGCUACAGCUGCUUUCCGUGUCUGUCGCUUACCUGCGCUUCCCGACCAAUGACUAUACCCCUCAUCACAAGGAGGACAAGGUUGUGACUGCUGGUAUCUGGACUAUCCACUUCGGCCUCGACAACAACAUGUGGUCAUCCGAACGCCGCAUGCGCGAUGUCAUUAGCGAGCUUGAGCUGGAUGUGAUUGGUUUCCUCGAAUCCGACAACCAGCGUAUCAUCAUGGGUAACAGAGACGUCACCCAGUUCAUCGCGGAGGAUCUUGGCUACUACACUGACUUCGGCCCUGGUCCCAACAAGCACACCUGGGGCUCCGCCUUGCUGUCCAAGUUCCCCAUCGUCAACUCUACCCACCACCUUCUCCCCUCGCCUGUGGGUGAGCUGGCACCUGCAAUCCACGCCACACUCGAUAUGUACGGUGAGAUGGUUGAUGUUGUUGUGUUCCACUCCGGACAGGAAGAGGACCCCGAGGACCGCCGCUUGCAGAGCGAGUAUCUGUCAAAGCUGAUGGGCGACUCCCCGCGUCCCCUCAUCCUGUUGAGUUACCUUGUCACCAAGCCGCUCGAGGGUAACUACAACACCUAUGUGAGCGAGCGUAGUCAAAUGAAGGAUAUCGAUCCUACCGACUGGGAUAGAUGGUGCGAGUAUCUUCUCUUCAAGAAGCUGCACCGCACUGGCUACGCCAGAAUCAGUCGUGAUACUAUCACAGACACGGAGAUCCAGGUUGGAAAAUUCGUCAUUGGUGAGCCCGAACCCGAAAAUGAGAUGCGUAUCCCAGAGGAGAUGGUCCCCGUUGGCCGCCGCUUCCCUGCCUUGUUCCGCGGCCAGGGAGUGCGCGGACACCGCUACCACGUCUUCGACGAGCCCAGAUACUGGCAGUAG